Molecule: messenger RNA, 3602 nt
Organism: Neomonachus schauinslandi (Hawaiian monk seal)
Lineage: Eukaryota; Metazoa; Chordata; Mammalia; Carnivora; Phocidae
Gene: ITGA6
Product: integrin subunit alpha 6
Exons: 26
Coding region: 202-3594 (1130 amino acids)
Biological process (GO): integrin-mediated signaling pathway; cell-cell adhesion; leukocyte migration
Cellular component (GO): integrin complex; external side of plasma membrane
Molecular function (GO): integrin binding
Source: RefSeq, a predicted model, not a curated record
GAGCUGCCCGCGAGGGGGAGCGGCCGGGCGGCUAGCGCGACUCGUCCCGGGGGUGGGGCCGGCGCGGUGGCCAGAGGAGACGAAGGUGGCCGUGGCGGCGGCGGCGGCGGCGGCAGCAGCAGCAGCGCGGCAGCCUCGAACCCGGCCCGGAGCGCAGGGCGGCCGCCGCGGCUCCCGCUCCCCCUCCCGGUGCGUCUGCCCAUGGCGGCCGCGGGGCAGCUGUGGCUGCUUUACCUGUCGGCGGGGCUCCUGCCCCGGCUCGGCGCCGCCUUCAAUUUGGACACCCGCGAGGACAGUGUGAUCCGGAAAACGGGGGACCCCGGGAGCCUCUUCGGCUUCUCGCUGGCCAUGCACCGGCAGCUGGAGCCCGAGGACAGGCGGCUGUUGCUCGUGGGGGCCCCUCGGGCGGUGGCCCUUCCACUGCAGAGGGCCAACAGAACAGGCGGCUUGUACAGCUGUGACAUCACCUCCCCCGGGCCUUGCACACGGAUUGAAUUUGAUAACGACGCUGACCCUUCAUCAGAAAGCAAGGAAGAUCAGUGGAUGGGGGUCACCGUGCAGAGCCAAGGUCCAGGGGGCAAAGUUGUGACAUGUGCUCACCGAUAUGAAAAAAGGCAACAUGUCAAUACAAAGCAGGAAUCCCGAGAUAUCUUUGGAAGGUGCUACGUCCUGAGUCAGAAUCUGAGGAUUGAGGAUGACAUGGAUGGAGGAGACUGGAGUUUUUGCGAUGGCCGAUUGAGAGGCCAUGAAAAAUUUGGUUCUUGCCAGCAAGGAGUAGCAGCUACUUUUACUAAAGACUUUCAUUACAUUGUGUUUGGAGCCCCGGGCACUUAUAACUGGAAAGGCAUUGUUCGCGUAGAGCAAAAGAAUAACACUUUUUUUGACAUGAACAUCUUUGAAGAUGGGCCUUAUGAAGUUGGUGGAGAGACUGACCAUGACGAAAGUCUGGUUCCUGUUCCCGCUAACAGUUACUUAGGCCUGCUGUUUUUGACCAGCGUUUCCUACACAGAUCCUGAUCAGUUUGUUUAUAAAACACAGCCUCCCAGGGAGCAGCCCGGCACAUCCCCUGAUGUGAUGAUGAAUAGCUACCUAGGCUUUUCUUUGGACUCAGGAAAAGGUAUUGUUUCUAAAGAUGAGAUCACUUUCGUGUCUGGUGCUCCAAGAGCCAAUCACAGUGGAGCUGUGGUUUUGCUAAAAAGGGACACGAAGUCUGCACAUCUUCUCCCUGAGUACAUCUUUGAUGGGGAAGGUCUGGCUUCUUCCUUCGGUUAUGACGUGGCAGUGGCGGACCUUAACAGUGAUGGGUGGCAAGAUAUAAUUAUUGGAGCCCCACAGUAUUUUGAUAGAGAUGGAGAAGUUGGAGGUGCCGUGUAUGUUUACAUUAACCAGCAAGGCAGGUGGAAUAAAGUCAAGCCAAUUCGUCUUAAUGGAACCAAAGAUUCUAUGUUUGGCAUUGCAGUAAAAAAUAUUGGCGAUAUUAAUCAAGAUGGCUACCCAGAUAUUGCAGUUGGAGCUCCCUAUGAUGAUAAGGGAAAGGUUUUUAUCUAUCACGGAUCCCCGAAUGGAAUAAAUACCAAGCCAACACAGAUUCUUGAGGGUAAAUCCCCUUAUUUUGGAUAUUCAAUUGCUGGAAAUAUGGACCUUGAUAGAAAUUCCUACCCUGAUGUUGCUGUUGGUUCCCUCUCAGACUCAGUAGCUGUGUUCAGGUCCCGGCCUGUGAUUAAUAUUCAGAAAACGGUCACCGUGACACCAAGCACGAUUGAUCUCCGCCAGAAAACAUUCUGUGGGGCGCCCAGCGGGAUAUGCCUCAAGGUGAAGGCCUGUUUUGAAUACACUGCCAAACCCACAGGUUACAAUCCUUCGAUAACCAUUUUGGGCACACUUGAGGCUGAAAAGGAGAGAAGGAAAUCUGGGCUGUCAUCAAGAGUUCACUUUCGAAACCAAGGCUCUGAGCCCAAGUAUACGCAAGAGCUAACUCUGACCAGGCAGAAGCAGAAGGAGUGCAUAGAGGAGACCCUCUGGCUCCAGGAAAAUAUCCGAGAUAAACUGCGUCCCAUUCCGGUAACUGCUUCAGUAGAGAUCCAAGAGCCAAACACGCGGAGGAGAGUGAACUCACUUCCAGAGAUUCUUCCCAUUCUGAAUUCAAACGAACCCAAGACAGUUCAGAGAGAUGUGCACUUCUUAAAAGAGGGAUGUGGAGACGACAAUGUAUGUAACAGCAACCUUAAACUAGAAUAUAAAUUUUGUACCCGAGAAGGAAAUCAAGACAAGUUUUCUUACUUACCAGUUCGGAAAGGUGUACCAGAACUAGUUCUGAAAGACCAGAAGGACAUUGCUUUAGAAAUAACAGUGACCAACGGCCCUUCCGAUCCAAGGGCGCCCGCGAAGGACGGAGAUGACGCUCACGAGGCCAAGCUCGUGGCAGCUUUUCCCGACACUCUCACUUACUCGGCGUACCGAGAACUGCGGGCCUUCCCCGAGAAGCAGCUGAGUUGUGUUGCCAAUCAGAACGGCUCGCAAGCGGACUGUGAGCUUGGAAAUCCCUUCAAAAGAAAUUCCAGUGUGACUUUUUAUUUGAUUUUAAGUACAACUGAGGUCACCUUCGACACCACAGAUCUGGAUAUUAAUAUGAAGUUGGAAACAACAAGCAAUCAAGAUAAUUUGGCUUCAAUUACAGCUACAGCAAAAGUGGUUAUUGAACUGCUUUUAUCGGUCUCUGGAGUUGCUAAACCUUCCCAGGUGUAUUUUGGAGGUACAGUUGUUGGUGAGCAAGCUAUGAAAUCUGAAGAUGAGGUGGGAAGUUUAAUAGAGUAUGAGUUCAGGGUAAUUAACUUGGGUAAACCUCUUAAAAACCUUGGCACAGCAACCUUGAAUAUCCAGUGGCCAAAAGAAAUUAGCAACGGCAAAUGGUUGCUUUAUUUGGUGAAAGUAGAAUCCAAAGGAUUGGAAAACAUAGCUUGUGAGCCACGAAGUGAAAUAAACUUCCUGAACCUAAAGGAGUCUCACAGCUCAAGAAGGAAACGGGAAAUUGCUGAAAAACAGAUAGAUGAGAGCGGAAAAUUUUCUUUAUUUGCUGAAAGAAAAUAUCAGACUCUUAACUGCAGCAUGAACGUGAACUGCGUGAACAUAAGCUGCCCGCUGCGAGGGCUGGACAGCAAGGCCUCUGUCGUUCUGCGCUCGAGGUUAUGGAACAGCACGUUUCUAGAGGAAUAUUCCAAAAUGAACUACUUGGACAUUCUCACGCGGGCUUCCAUUGAUGUAGCCGCCGCAGCCGAGAACAUCAAGCUGCCAAACGCAGGCACUCAGAUUCGUGUGACUGUGUUUCCCUCAAAGACCAUAGCUCAGUAUUCAGGAGUACCUUGGUGGAUCAUCUUAGUGGCUAUACUCGCUGGGAUUUUGAUGCUUGCUCUCUUAGUGUUUUUACUAUGGAAGUGCGGAUUCUUUAAACGCUCUAGGUACGAUGAUAGCGUUCCCCGCUACCAUGCUGUGAGGAUCCGGAAGGAAGAGCGGGAGAUCAAAGAUGAAAAAUACAUCGAUAACCUUGAAAAAAAACAGUGGAUCACAAGGUGGAAUGAAAAUGAAAGCUACUCCUAAAAGGGGCC